Messenger RNA from Anguilla rostrata (American eel), 4972 nucleotides. Its product is annotated as BTB/POZ domain-containing protein kctd15-like. The transcript has 5 exons. NCBI's taxonomy places the organism in Eukaryota, Metazoa, Chordata, Actinopteri, Anguilliformes, Anguillidae. The coding region runs from base 860 to 1633 and encodes 257 amino acids. The record is from RefSeq and is a predicted model, not a curated record. Gene Ontology annotation, biological process: protein homooligomerization. Gene Ontology annotation, molecular function: protein binding.
UGGCGCGUUUCGCUGGAGGCAGGUUGUGAGGGGGCUUUUUGCGAUGGCAGAAUGCAUGUCGAUAGACGUCAUUUGGUUUUAAUGGCCUACAGGAAAUUUGGCGUUACAAUACGAGACAUUAGGAAGGGAGAGACAGGACAGGAAAAACUGCCGCAUGGAAAUUGUUUAUGGAGAUCUGCAUAUUCAACAUCAGCAUUUCUUAUAUAGACACUUUAUCAACAAGUUACAGUGCGCUUCAAUAAUCUCUCUGAGUACAAGAGAUGUGAGAAGCGUACCCUGCGUUACUUAUUUUGGGAAAUAUAUGCCUAGCCGAAAAUGCCUGGGGAAAUGUUGCAUCAGACGAAAUGACAAUGAUUAAAAUCUGUUCUUUUCCUCUCUAAAUCUUUUGAGAAACGUAACACUGACCUGGUACUGAACGUCAAACCGUUAGACACCUCCAAACCAGAACUUAAAACCGUUACAUUGAUUGGAGCAUUUUCAUUUUUGGUCAGAAAAUAAGAAAUCAAAACUAAUAAUUCCGUCUAAUUCUAAUAAUAAAUUCGACAAAACCAGGAAAUAUUCUCAGUUUUUGUCUUAAAAUGAGCUAUAGGGUGCGAGUAGGGUUGAGCUAAUUGUAGCCUAAUCCUUGCCCCAGAGGCGUUUGGAAAGCCUGGAGCAAGAAUUCUUUUUUAGCUCUCCUCUGUUAUUUCGAGACGGAUUAUUGCCUUUCUUCUUCUCAUAAGAGACCCAGCAGUUUCAUUUUAGCAAAAAGAAGGACAGGAAAAAACCCGUGGCAGUCGACCAUCUGAUAUUAAAGUCUACAGAAAUAAGCGCCGAGAAAGGGAAAGAGAUUUCUUCUACGUUCGAGGAAGGAAAAAACAUGUCACGGCUGUCUUUGACCCGGUCUCCAGUGUCUCCUCUGGUCACUCAAGGAAUCCCUCUGCCAGCUCAGCUGACGAAAGCCAAUGCUCCUGUUCACAUCGAUGUCGGGGGACACAUGUACACCAGCAGUUUGGCAACCCUCACCAAAUAUCCAGACUCAAGAAUCAGCCGGUUAUUCAAUGGCACGGAGCCCAUUGUGUUGGACAGCUUGAAGCAGCACUACUUCAUCGAUCGAGAUGGAGAGAUAUUCCGGUACAUUCUCAGCUUUCUAAGGACCAGCAAACUUCUCCUCCCAGAUGACUUCAAGGACUUCCAUCUUUUGUAUGAGGAGGCCCGGUACUACCAGCUGACGCCCAUGAUCAAGGAGCUGGAGCGAUGGAAGCAGGAGAAGGAGCAGAGGAAGCUGGCGCAGCCCUGCGACUGCCUGGUGGUGCGCGUUACGCCCGACCUGGGUGAGAGGAUCGCCCUCAGCGGCGAGAAGGUGCUGAUCGAGGAGAUCUUCCCCGAGACCGGAGACGUCAUGUGCAACUCGGUCAACGCCGGCUGGAACCAGGACCCCACGCACGUCAUCCGCUUCCCGCUCAACGGCUACUGCAGGCUCAACUCCGUGCAGGUCCUGGAGCGGCUCUUCCUGAAGGGCUUCAGCGUGGCGGCAUCGUGUGGCGGGGGCGUGGACUCCUCCCAGUUCAGCGAGUACGUGCUGUGCCGCGAGGACCGGCGGUGUCAGCCCCUCAACACUUCCAUCAGGAUAAAGCAGGAGCCCCUUGACUGAGGCAUGCUGGGAAGGGAACUGGUGCCAAGGCGGACUCUUCAACAGAACAAACCCCCCCCCCCCUUCCCUCUGCCCCUGCCCCUGCCUAUAUGUAAACCCCACUCUGAAACCUGAAACCGCGGUGGGUUAGAAGUCUUCAGCUCACAUCUCUAGUUCUGUGGAACACAUCGUUCCGACGGGAAUGUAAUGUCAAAUAGGCCGAAAAAAUGUCUUGAUUCUGUUAAGACCCAAAGAAUUUUCAACACACAAGGACCUGUGAAGAAGAAUCAAAGACAGAUGGACAAUUUCUCCUUCUGCUGCCAAAUGUUCUUUCCCCGUUUUUACGAGGCUCUCAGUCCCAUGUGCCAGGACAUGAGAGCACACUCCAUGGAGGAGGGAAGGCCAGUCUCUCACUUGAGCGUGGUCAGUCAUGUCGUUCGGUCCAUAUGACGCCAGUCUGUUCUGUGUGGAAGUGUGGACUGUUUCAUGGACUGCGCUCAUGGACUGUUCUCAUGUACAGUGCUCAUGAAUGGUUUUCAUAAGACUGCACUCAUGGACAGAUUUCAUGGACUGUGCUCAAGGACAGUGCUUAUGUGUGGAGGCUCAGCCAUUUUCUUAGCACUCAUUGGAAGUCAGUAGGGUCCAACCGGCUUACUGGAUACCGAAUGGAACAGUGUGCGCCUCAACACAACAUCAAACCACAGAACAAGACGCAACCACACCGUGUAACACAUCAGCAUAGCAUAGUGCAUAACAGCAAUGUACCAGAGCACAUAACACUAAAAACAAGCCAAAACCACACUGACAACACAACCAUACAGUGCGGUACAGGAUAUAGACAAACCACACAGCACAGCACAACAGGCUACACUACACAACAUAGCACACCGCCAACCUGGCUCAUUUCCAACUCAAAUGAUCCUGCUUCUUUCAAUCUGUUUUCGGUGCCAAACUUAUCAUUUUAGGUUGUUUAUAUAGUACAUUUUCAUCUUUUGAUAUUUUGCAACAAUGACUUACAAAGUGUGAGUUUUAGUUGUUUUUUCAUAUGAAGGAUUUCUGGAAUUUGUUUGCAAGAGUCAUUGGUUUGAAGGCAUGAGUAGGAACUGUUUGGCAGUGGCUGAAACACUAUUGUAUCUGGAGGCUACGUGGCUAAAGUAGUCUAGUUACUAAUGCAUUCAGAAUCAUAGAAGGCCUCAUUGUUCUAAUAAUGCUGGAGGGGUACCUGGAUAUUCGAAAGCGCUGUUCUGAUGUUUCUCAAUAUUCCACCCCCAAAUACACAAUAAUUUUUUUUUAUGGUCUUUGUAUUGUUCUCUCAUAAUUUGUAUCCUUUAUGGUAGGUUUACCCACAAGCGCAAGAUUUCCAUGAAUAACAAAUUGAACAUUCCAAAAAAAGAAAAUAAAACAAUUAAAGCUAUUUUAUGUCAAAUUAGCAUUGGCCAUGAUGAUCUGUAGUAAACUUAGUGAAUUUUAUAAAUACCUUUCAGCAUUUGUAGGCGUACGAUUCCUAAUUGGCAUUGGGCCACAAUGACUGUCCGCCAUAAUAUUUCAGGUCCGCUUAGGACCUGAUAACCAGUAUCAGAACCUGCUGUGGGGGAAUAGUUAUGAAGAGUGGGCCUGCUCUGUGCUCGAUUUCCUUUUUUUGCACUUGGCAGUCCCCCCAUCCCCCCCCCCCCCCCCCCCGUCCCGCUUUCUCUGGGACGAGGCGUGACUAUGGAAGCAGUCGGUGAGGCCCCUUGUCGAGGUCGUACCCAGGGGCAGUUAUUUCCUGUUACCCCCCCAGCAACCCUGCCCCACCCCCGCAUUGGUGAUGUCUGAAAUGGGCCCAUUAUUCCCGGGUGUAACCAGGGCCCCAAGGGCUUUCUGCUGGGAGGUGGAGUGAAUUAAGUCAGUCAGGUCACAACACAGACAAGCUGGCCCACCUGAGAGUGGUGUCAGGUUCAGUGUUCCUCCCAUUUACUCAUUCCACUUCUGAAAGGCAGUCACUAGGACAGAAGAGAAUUAAUUUCAUGGCUUAUGCUGUGACCUUGAAAUAUGUCGGGCGUGACAAAGCAUGCUCAUUUCGAUUCUAGUUAGUUUGUUGUAGCCUGGCCAUACAUAUGGGAUUGUUUUUUUCCCUCCAAGUCCAGAGAAGAAACUUAGUCCUGCUAGCCAAAUAUAAAUAGAAGAAGACAACUGUUUAAACUCAUUAUAUUUGUCUAUCAGAUCUUGAUCAAAGAGAACAACUUAAAAGACAAAGUGUAACUGAUAAACAGGAGCAUUCAAAUUCUGGAGGCAGAUUGUCAGAAAGAACGCAAGGGGAAUUUUCCCUUUUGAGUAUUUUUUGUGAUAUUUUUUUGUUUGUUUGUUUUUUGUUUAUUUGGCCUGACCAAAAAUAGGAACAUUAAUGUGAAGGGGCAGUUUGCCAGAACAUAAAGGGAAUUUUCAUUUUUGAGUAGCUUGUGAUCGUUUGCUCACCUAGGAAAUGGGAACAGAAAUUGGUGGUACUGUAAAGUAACUUCGUUGCACUCUAUUUCCUACCUACUUGUUUGUUGAUGAAAUAACCACAGAGACUACUUGUUUGUUGAUGAAAUAACCUCCACACUUUCCUCACCCGGAAGCACACAUACAGCUAUACAUCCAUGGCUAGAAGAGUCUAUAACUCAGUGGCAGCGAUUCCAGCCCACUAAUGAAUAUUUCUGCUUUUGUUCUGCAACACAAGACAGCACUACCUAUCCCAGUGGAAGACACAUAGGCUACCGCGUUCUAUAGACAUGCAAGUAAUAUGGUGUGAUAUUUAGACAAGGAAAGUGACGGCAACUCCAACUUUGGAAGCUUUUUUUUGAAGUCCUGUUCUGAUGCUUGUGUAGAGUCACUGUGAAGAAUGAAGUCUUUCUUGUCUUGGAAAGAAAUUUCUCUUCUGUUUACUGCCCUGAUUCUUGUCCCCCAAUGAAUAUCUGCUCACCUGAGCUGAAUCCAUAAACAAAGGGGGGAGACCACUUCUCUGUGUGCUAUUUAGUCUGAAGACUAGUCACUUGUAUAAAUAUUUGUACAUUGAUAUGUAAUAGGACUCUCGGUUUGAGUGUGUGUUCUGGCAAAAAAAAGUUAAUAAUAACGAGAACCUCUUAGUCCUAUUUUCAUUUUCCUGGAAAAGAGAAGCUCUUUAAUCAGGAAUUAAAAUUUGCAAGCAAUAUGUUGUGUACAUAUGGAUUUUUAAAGAAAGACAUUUCAAAAUGUAUACAAAAGUGCAAAUGUAUAUUAUUUAAACAAAUGUUUUAAUAAUUAGUCAAUAGUAUUAAAGGGCAUGUGUUAAUUUUACAGUGUCAAUUAUUUGAUUUUAUUUGCAUAUUUUCGUUAAUAAAAUGAUGUACUGUUUAUUUAAAA